AUGCCCCAAGCAACUUCAAUUCCAGGAGUCCUCUCCUCCUUCACCGAAAAGUGGUCCCCUCGUCUCGUCGCCUCAAUAAACGACCACGACGUCAAAGUCGCCAAAAUUGACGGUGCAUUCAUCUGGCACGCCCACCCAGACUCAGAAGAACUUUUCUAUCUCCUAUCCGGAAAGUUGACAAUGGAGAUCCAAGGCGAAGAGCCAGUGGUCAUGAAGGAAGGCGAUAUAUAUGUUGUGCCAAAGGGUGUGACGCAUAAACCCGUUGCAGAGAAUGCGGUCAUCAUGAUGGUGGAGCGUGAAGGAACGGCCAAUACGGGAGAUCAGACGGACUCUGAAAGGACAAAGACAGCAAAAGAUAUGAGGGCGGAGAAGUUGGGGGAAUAG
Messenger RNA from Fusarium pseudograminearum CS3096, 384 nucleotides. RefSeq lists its product as uncharacterized. The transcript has a single exon. The record is from RefSeq and is a predicted model, not a curated record. NCBI's taxonomy places the organism in Eukaryota, Fungi, Ascomycota, Sordariomycetes, Hypocreales, Nectriaceae. Bases 1 to 384 code for a protein of 127 amino acids. Gene Ontology annotation, molecular function: manganese ion binding.